CAGAUUCUAGGGGAAUCAUCGUUUGGACCCUUUUGUAGAUACAUAAAUUAAGAUUCAAUGGGAAUCGUUAGGAACCUCUUUUAAAUAUUGAAAUUACGGACAAGCUCAACCCAUACAAUACUUUUACAUCAGUCCGAAAAAAUGACCCAUAAAUAUCUCAUCCCGAAUGAAUCAAAUAUGACGACUAUUCCAUCUUACCCAGACGGUUUGCAUUACAGUGACUCGUUUACUUAUGAUUAUUACGGUAACUUUACCGGUAUUGGGACCCCAAACUUUAACGCGGAUGAAAUAUUAAAAGUGCUUAAGAGUCAGAGACAUAAUAAAUUUGAUAGAGCCACUGAAGCUAUAAUCAUAACGGUGUUUUCAAUAAUGAUAAUAUUUGGUGCAUUAGGGAAUGGAUUGGUGUGCUUUGUCGUAUUUCGAAAUUCUCAUAUGCGUACACCGCGAAAUAUCUUCAUCAUAAAUCUUGCAAUUUCAGACCUUAUUCUUUGUUUGUUCACGCAACCGCUCAACUUGUAUCGAUUGAUAAGCACACAAUGGCAUUUAGGUUCGUUCAUGUGUAAACUUUCAGCAAUGUUACAGGGAACAAACGUAUUUGUUUCGACGAUAAGUAUUACCGCUAUUGCUCUAGACCGCUUCCAGGUUAUUGUUUAUCCUACAAAAGACAGUAUGAAAAAGCUUGGAGGAGCGGCCGCGCUGAUAACAAUAUGGGUGAUUUCACUUCUAAUGCCGAGUCCAUUGAUAAUAUUUACAGUAUAUAACCAGGAACAACCAGUACCUGGUAUUGACUAUUAUCAUUGUUACUGUUCGGAAGAUUUGACAUUACGAGCUGAAAAAGGAGCGUAUUCAGUGGCAUCUAUGGUUGUUCAAUACAUUUUACCUGUUAUAACUGUAAUUAUUGCCCAUGCAAGAAUAUGUAACAAAUUGAAAUAUCGCAUGGUCAACAGACGCCCGCAACGAAGUUCUGGAGACGUUAAUAGCCCACCACCUGCAAAUGUAAAUAGGAACAGACGAGGUGAAGGUCGGUCCGCACGAAAGCGAAAGACUAAUAUCCUGUUGGCGAUGAUAGCAGUUGUGUUCGUGUUUAGCUGGUUACCAUUAAAUAUCAGCAACAUCCUUGUUGAAUUCCAGUUCAAAAUCUUUUUUACAAACAAAUCAAUUGACAUUAAUCUUUUGUAUAUCGUUUGUCAUACGCUUGUAUUGAGCUCAGCAUGCAGUAACCCAGUUCUUUAUGGAUGGUUAAAUGACAAUUUUAGAAAAGAGUUUGUGAAAGUACUUCGUUGCUCCUGCUGUAGUAUGGAAAAACCACGAUGGUUCUUUCUUCGCAGAGCAAGAGAGAGAGGUCUUCCAGUAAUAACAUUUUCGCCAGAAGAAAAUGGUGGAAAUGCUAAUGGUUUUCAAAGGGCAGCAAAUAGGCGUCCUACAAAUACAUCACACAUGUUUAUGACAACUGAGAUUGAUCAGACAUGUCCACAAUCAGCGGUGUCGCUGUAAAAUAUACUUUGAGUUUGAAAUGUAUUUGAUUGUUUGGAUUAUUUCGAAAGUGCAAAGACAUGUAUGUGUACAUACUAUACUUUACUUUAACUUAUGUCUCAAUUAAUAUGUUUACACAGUUAUAAAUAAAUUCAACUCUUAACGUUUAAAGAUUUAAAGAUAUUUUUGACGGCCAGUUGAUAGUUUAUACUUUUGUUCAAUAAAUAGUUGAACUUUGAAACCAAAUUGUAAAUAUAUUCUUUUCUCUAAGAUAUAGUUUUGAUUAUGAAAUUCAUCAAACAACAGUUUAAUUUUUACAUGCUGUUUUCAUAUAAAACAUAUUGCCUUGUCGCUGUAAAUACAUUUUGGCUAAAUACCUGUAAUUCUUGAAAUAAAUGUAAUUAUUUUGAAAAAAAUUGAAGCUACGUGUUUUUGUAAAUUGUUUUUCAAAACAUUGUUUUUUAUUUUGUUGUAUAGGUAUAACAAAUUGUGGUUUAUGGUAUUUAUGUCAACUGUGUACGUACAGUUUGUAAUUUUGUUUACAAUUCCUUAUAAGAGUGAAUCAAAUGUACCUUUCUUUCAAUAUUUUUAAGAUAACGUUAUAUAACACACUGUUUUUAGAAUCCUUUCCUUCAGAUAUAGAAGUUGUUAGUUUUGCGUAUGAUAAACAGUUUUUAAAAAAUUACAUGUAGUUUAAUACUUAUAAAAUAGACUGUGAUUUUUAUACGAAUUCUAUGUCUUUUUCGUUACGUAUUAUGAUAGGAAGUAAUUUAACAGCAAAUAUAAAGGCGUUUUGUGUGCCUUUUUUCGGAUAUUUGCGUAUGAAUAUUUUAGUAUCUUUUUGGACAAAGAGAAUAUUGUUACAACAAUAUCGGAAUGAUUGUGUUCGCCCUGGAGUACAUAUGAUACUGGUAAUUUGUUUUUAAAAUUGAUCAGGUAGGGGAAAAUACAUAAAUUAAAAGCAUAACUGACAAUAGUGUUGAGUAAUAAAUAUAGGUUUUCACAGCUGAAAAUUUAAUUGUUGCGUACUGCCGUAUGCUAAUAUCAACAAAGUUUUACAUUUAAGUACAUUCGCUUUUUAAAUUUGUCAUCAUUUUGUAAUACAGUACAAGUAUCAACUAUGGGUUAGUAUUGUAUAUUGAAAUAAACA
Molecule: messenger RNA, 2623 nt
Organism: Ruditapes philippinarum (Manila clam)
Lineage: Eukaryota; Metazoa; Mollusca; Bivalvia; Venerida; Veneridae
Product: neuropeptide F receptor-like
Exons: 4
Coding region: 142-1494 (450 amino acids)
Biological process (GO): G protein-coupled receptor signaling pathway
Cellular component (GO): membrane
Molecular function (GO): neuropeptide Y receptor activity
Source: RefSeq, a predicted model, not a curated record